Molecule: messenger RNA, 9691 nt
Organism: Clupea harengus (Atlantic herring)
Lineage: Eukaryota; Metazoa; Chordata; Actinopteri; Clupeiformes; Clupeidae
Gene: ppm1ab
Product: protein phosphatase, Mg2+/Mn2+ dependent, 1Ab
Biological process (GO): protein dephosphorylation
Molecular function (GO): manganese ion binding; protein serine/threonine phosphatase activity; magnesium ion binding
Source: RefSeq, a predicted model, not a curated record
CCAAAACCGAUGCUAUUUCUGUGCAGUAUGUGAUGAUGUAAUUCUCAAAAGCACGCAUCCUGCUGUAUGCAGGCCUACAUCCGGGCUCUGAGAGGAGUGAUAGGUUGCUUUUAGGCAGACAGAAGGGAGGCAAAAAUUGGGCACUCAAUUGUUAUGGUCCAGUGGAAAAUAAAUGUACGUAGAGUAGAGUAUGAUUCUGUAAUACUUCGCAUAAAGCUUUAAAAGAGUAAUUUCUCAUUGAGUCACCCAUGCCGUAGAUACCAUGUUUUUUCCAUCUGAAUGUAGCCGGUUGAAGGCGGUCUCUCCCCUUCAUUACGAUCGUUCUGAUCCCUCUUUUCCCUCGGUGUUCCAUUCCCAGUAGUUAGCUAGCCAGCAACCAUUCAGCUAACGAUAGUUUGCUAGCCACUGUGUUUCUAGCUACAUCCCUGUUCUGUUUCUGCAUGGUUUCACACAGCAAAUCGUAGCAUACGGAUUACGAUAGAAAGAGAACAAGAAAAUGGGGGCUUUUCUGGAUAAGCCAAAGAUGGAGAAGCACAACUUGCAUGGCGAGGGCAACAGCCUCCGCUACGCCCUGAGCAGCAUGCAGGGCUGGCGGGUGGAGAUGGAGGAUGCACACACGGCCGUGAUUGGACUGCCCAACGGUUUGGCCCCCUGGUCCUUUUUCGCCGUGUAUGAUGGACACGCAGGAUCCCAGGUGGCGCGAUACUGCUGUGAGCACCUGUUGGACCACAUCACCAACAACCCAGACUUUCGGGGAGUGGGCUGGGGCGGCAGUGGCAGUGUUGUUGUUGGUUGUGGUGGUAGUGGAGGAGGAGGACGAGGUGGCGGUGGGGGAGAGGAGGGCUCAGAGCGCCCUGAGCCGUCGGUGGAGAGCGUCAAGAAGGGCAUCCGCACGGGCUUCCUGCAGAUCGACGAGCACAUGCGGGCGCUGUCGGAGCGCAAGCAUGGAGCCGACCGCAGUGGCUCUACUGCAGUGGGCGUGAUGAUCUCGCCGCGCCACAUCUACUUCAUCAACUGUGGUGACUCGCGUGCGCUGCUGAGCCGGGGCGGGCGCGUGCACUUCUUCACGCAGGACCAUAAGCCCAGUAACCCGGCGGAGAAGGAGCGCAUCCAGAACGCCGGCGGCUCAGUCAUGAUCCAGCGGGUUAACGGCUCGCUGGCCGUCUCGCGCGCACUUGGCGACUUCGACUACAAGAGCGUGCAUGGCAAGGGCCCCACCGAGCAACUGGUGUCGCCUGAGCCCGAGGUGUACGAGAUCGAGCGCUCCGAGGCCGAGGACGAGUUUGUGGUGCUGGCCUGCGAUGGCAUCUGGGACGUCAUGGCCAAUGAGGAGCUGUGCGACUUUGUGCGCUCGCGCCUAGAGGUGACGGACGACCUGGAGAGUGUGUGCAACGAGAUUGUCGACACCUGUUUGUACAAGGGAAGUCGGGACAACAUGAGUGUGGUACUGGUGUGCUUCCCUGGGGCCCCCAAGAUCUCCCCUGAAGCUGUGAAGAGAGAGGCUGAACUGGAUAAGUACCUGCAGAGCAGAGUAGAAGAGAUCAUUAAGAAGCAGGGUGGCGAUGGCGCUCCGGACUUAGUCCACGUGAUGCAUACGUUAGCGACGGAGAGCAUCCCAAACCUCCCACCUGGGGGAGAGCUGGCCAGCAAGCGCAGUUUGGUGGAGGCCGUGUACAACAGACUCAAUCCCAACAAAGGCGACGACACAUGUGGGGCUACCAAAGAGGGCAGUGCAUAUGGAACCUCCAGACUGUAGAAGGGCUAAGGAGGAAGAUCCUCCCUUACCUUCCUCUCCUCUUUCACUCUUUUGCUCUCGUUCUCUGUCUCUCUCUUCCUCCCUCUCUCUCUGUCUCUCUCCCCCCUCUCUCUCUGUUUCUCUCUCCCCCACUGUCUACCCAUCUCUAUCUCUCACCUCUUUACAAAUUUUUAUAUUAUCGACGUUUCUCUAUUUUUCUCCUAUCUCGUUUUUCCUGUCUCUCUCUCGCUCUCUCUCUCUCUCUCCUUAUCUCUUUCUCUCUGAAGGACUCGGCAUCCACAGAUGACAUGUGGUAACGCAGCCUGCCCAUCUCUAAAGCACUCUUAUAUCACAAAUGCCACCUAGCCAUUCGAGGCCAACCCCAGCCACACACCCCCCUCCACCCACACACACCCACCCACCCACACACACACACACACACACACACACACACACACACACACACACAUAUACACAAGCCAUCCGUGCUCUUUGCACUGCCUGGGCAGGACUCUGGUACAACAGAAAGGAAUACGAAUGGAUGUGGGUGGCUUUGACUGGACAGAGGUGAAUGACAAAGAGGAAGAAGAGGAACAACAACAACAACAACAAGCACAACUGACCACUUCCUGUCACAAAGAACCAACCCAUCACCCUAACCCUUGGCAUUGCACGGCAACAGCCCAUCUUGGAAGCUCCGCACUGAUCCACGUCCUCUGUUAUCUCUUUCGUUUCUAUUUGUGGUGGGCACAUUUUCUUUUUUUUGUGUGUGUGUUUUCAGAACAAUAGUUUUGAAGUAAGUGGAAAUGGGUUACUUUCUGGGGUGGUUGUGGGUUUGUGUAGGUCAGUUUGAAUGGAUAUGUUUUGUUAUGCAUUAGUUUUCGUUUUGGUGGGAGUGAGAAUAUGAGGGAGAGAUUUAUGUGUUUUCAAUUUAGAAAAAAGAAAAUCUCUGUGAAGUGCAAUUGUCCUUCUGACUGGCAGAAUAGGAAGCCUAUAUUUAUCAAAGUUUGUGAUGAAGUAUAAACAAACAAACAAACAAACAAACAAACAGAUAAACAAACAAAAAGAAGAAAAACAAAAGCUCACUGGGAAAAUAAAAGGAGAGUAACUGACUGCUCUCUAACCUCCCAGGUCAAAGGUUGGCUCUUUUUCUGUGGUUAUGGAUGAGAUGCGGGACAUGUGGCUCACCCCGAACAAUCACUAUGGUGAUUUAAAAAACUAAACAAAACAAAACAAAAAAAACUUUCUUUAAUUACUAGAUUUUUAUUGUUGUGUUUACUAUUGCUACCUGACUGCGUCUCCUCUUUCCCUACUCCCUGCUCUUUCUCCUUUUCCUCGUGCCAUUUCUUUCCUCUCCCCCACACUCUUCACUUCCCUUCUUUCAGUAGGAUUGUGUAUGCUUUGUUGUGUGUGUGUGUGUGUGUGUGUGUGUGUGUGUGUGUGUGUGUUCGCGUGUGUGUGCACGCACGCGCUUGCUCGCCUGAGUAAACCGCUAUCCUUGAGCUAGCGUGAAUGUGUGAGUGCAAUCAGGUGUCGAUGCCUGCGUUGGCCGCUCACAACGAAAAUCGUGCGGUGUAGAUGUAUGUGCACACACUCAAAUGGCAAGGGCAGCAUCAUUGUGUGAUUGCUAGUGGGGAAGACUUAGACCCUGCGGGCCCGUGAUUGUCUUCUCACCCUUAUAGUAUAGGGGUGCAUAAAGUAUGUGUUGUGAAGGCCACCUUCACGCUCGUUUUUUUUUUGUCUCAUUAUUUUUUGCUUGUGAAUGAAGCCUGCCGGCCUGCUAGACAUGAAGCAGAUUGCACCUUUGUUAAAAAAAGACAAGAAUAAAAAACACUAACUGCCUCAUACUCAGUUUUUUUGCUUUGUCUUUCCCUGUGCACAACAAAUGGACAACAGAAAGUUGUCGUUGUUGGCCUGUAAAGAGUUUAGGUGUUCUGGACAAAAGCAAUGUGGAUGUCCUUGAAUACAGCCAUUGUUUCCCUUUGCCUUCAUGUAUAUGAAGACUUAAGGAGGACCUAUUAUGCUCAUGUUCAAUGUUUGUAAUUUUAUUCUUGUUUUUUACUGGAAUAGAUUUACAUGCUUCAAUGUUCCAAAACCACAUAGUUUUUCACAUACUGUACAUCUCUAUUCACCCUCUGUCUGAAACGCACUUUAGCGCUCCUGUGUUUUUAAGCCCCCCCCCCCCCUCCUCCUGAUGAGCACAGUAUGCUCUGAUUGGUCAGCUAGGCUAGCAGUAAAGAUUGUAUUAUGAGAUGACGUCAUCUUGUAACAAAGGAAAAGGGCUGUAAAAGCGGGAACUCUGGGAGAGAGAGUUACUCCCUCUGGUGUGCAGUUUGGGCUUUGUGACUGCAGAUCGUUUACUUGCACAAAAAGCUAUAUAACACACUAAAGGAAAGGGGGGGGGGGGAACGGCAUAAUAGAUCCUCUUUAACAUUUCAGUGUUACCAUUCCUUAUUAGUGGUACAUACAAUACUACUGUCCUGUAUUAUAUGCACCACGCCAGUUAUCCAGAGUCCAGUUUCAGCCCAGCAAUAGUGUGGGUAAUAAAGUUUAAUCCCCAAUUGGUCUGGUGCAUCAAUAUACACCCAGAAUACAUACUCCAGAUAUAUAUACGUAUGUGCAUUGUAAUGCCUUGCGCGUACGCUUGAUGACGAAUCUUGAUGACCGCAGAUGUACCGAGGAUAAAUAUGUGAGCACCCUUAUUCAAAUGAGGCUUUUGCACAUAUUUUACACUGGGUUUUACAGUGCUGUCACAGUUAGUCAGACAAGAAAUGAGUGACCGUUGUUUGGUGAAAAACAUGUUUGGCUAAUGCAGAAUUAAUAGAAGAUAUGAAUGUAACUAAUGAAAUUAAAGACGGCUAUCUUGACCUUUCAACCAAAUUUUCCCAACAUCGAAUCACUGGACAGGGAAAGUGUUUAAAUUGUCUUAGCCUCUAGAAUUUCAGAACACAAAUGAUCUGUUUUCCACUGAUCUCUUUAUUUCCUCUCCUCUAUAAGAAUAGAUACGUUCAAGUAAACAGUGUCCAGUAAAUAACUGUCUUGCAAUCAUGCUAAUUUGAACAUGAGUCACCGUCACCAAAACUUAUUUCAGACAUCUGUGUGUGUCAAAAUUAUAUUCAUUUUGCAAACAGGCCGACACAAUCUGAAUGAUGUUGCCCAAUGACAUCUGAAUGAUCGAGAGUCCAAUUCUCUGCACAUGUGUGCAUAGUUCAACUUUUUAGUUCUUUGCAGGAUAUGACAAGCACUCAUCUUUUAACAGUCAGCCUUCAGUACAUCAGGGUUACGGUGUAUAUCCUUUUCAGGGAACUCACUUACUCACUAUCCAAAAGGAGUAGCUAGUUGAGCAGAUGAGUGAGGUAUACAUGAAAUAAAGGUAGAAGGAUGUUAUCCGUGUUUGCAGGAGAGCAGCAAGAAAUUACCCAUGUUUUACACAAACAGACGCAGCAUAGGUGGUUUUUGCGCAUGGCACAUUUUCACAGGAGCGCGACUGAAAAAUCCAUCCCACCUAAGCAUCCACCUGUGGGAUUUUGAAGGCAGGAUCGAGAUAAAACGUGAAACAUGCGAGCGGGAGCAGGGCAAAAUGUUACACAUGGACAGUCCUGUGGGACUGAGAAAUGUAUCCUGAGAUUUCCUCACUUUUAAAGAAUACACAUACAAUUACAGGCCUUUAAUCUAUAGAGAAAUCAGUCCUUAUAUGGUGCGGAAAUCAUUUAAAGACUGGAAGAGGAGGAUGUGAAUUUACCCUCUUGGUUUGAACAUGAAAGAGAGGUAGAGGACACUGAAAUGGAUGAAACAAGGCAGAGCUGGUCUUUGUCAGAAACACAGAGGUGGGACCAUGCCUAGCAAUGGAAAUGUCCCUGAUGUAAAAGAAGUCCCUCGAGUGCUGUUAAUUGAAGGAUGAAAAAAGGAUGUGUUUUUCGUUAAAGCUGUUUAGGCACAAGGAGACGUGGAGGUCAAAGUUCACACGCUUCAAUAAUUUACCUGGGGUUUCAGAGGAUUGCUUGAAAAGAGUGCUUUUGUUCUUUCUCGACUGAGCGGAGUCUUAUAAUUUCAGAUUUAAUGUGUGUUUUGAUAAGUAUGAAUGUUAAGUGAUGCUUGUGCUUAUGCUCUUGAGAUGGGUUAUAAAUGUUUGAAUUGCACAGGAGGAGAUGGCAGGAGAUUGCACGUGAUGGACAUUGUGUUCCCGUCCUCUCUGAAUGGCUUUUAAAUAUCAUCCCUCUGGAGAUUUCAUUAAGAUUUCCUCACUUUUAAAGAAUACACUGCCCCUCACCCUUUAUAUAUUUCAAACAGUAGAAGACGAUGGUUGUAAUUAGCAAGGCCAACCAUCUAUCUGGUGUCCUCUGAUAUGAUGAUGCUUUGAAGAGAGCUGGUAGAAUCCCACUGUGCUGUAUUUGUAAGGGCAGGGUGAAGUUCACCUUUUAUUUCAGGAACAUAUCGGUUUUUUGCCAGGCAAACCCAUCAGAGGCAGCUUACCACUGAUGUCAGUUGUCACCAAAUGUAUAAGAAAGCACAGGGCACAGACUGUUUGCCUGUUAACACAAAGCUCCAAGCUUUCUGUGGCUUUGCCUUAACAAAAUUAAAUUGAUUCAUAUUGGCCAGUCCACAUACCAGUGAAUAACAUGGAAACUGCUACUCUCGUUAACAGCCCAUGUGGGCAUUAUUCUUUUAUAUACAUCCAAGUCCUGUAGGACUUCAGCUCGCUCCAUGCUUGCCACAUGAUUGCUUGCUAGUCUUGCUAAGCGGUUUGACGUAGCCUUAACACUCAAGUAAGCUUCGCCAAGGAACCCAGGCGAAAUUUCUUCUGAGGUUCUUGUAUGGAGAGAUUGAGCAAACAGCCUUGCAAACCCCGCUCUCACAGAUGCUGUGUGACAUUGUCCUCCCCCUAAAGCCAGAGGGCCAUUCAGACAGAGAGCUAUGACAUCUGUAUCACAGCGAUACCGUACUUGAAAAAAAUUUAUGGUUAUUUUUUCCAUUUUUUUUGUCAGAUCAGAUCUGCGAUCCAUCUCCUUCUCGCUAUCCAAGGCUAAUGUCAUAGUCAUAGUAUUGUGUGUGUGAAUCUUCAAAGCUCCAAGCGUGACUGUGACUUUGCCAACUAACUCAGAUGUGCAAAUGCUGAAGUAUCAUGCCAGUCUUAAGCUUUCUAUUCAGUGGGCCCGCGUGAACCACACACAACCCUGCUUGUUUGCAUUAUAUUUACGUCUGUGAGCACCAACGCCAACUAGCGAUUUUUAUUAAUACAUUAAUCCAAAGUUACACAUGCUGUGUAGUCGUGACCGCUUACCCACUUUAAGUGGAACAGAUUAUGUCAACCCCAGAAGUCAUGCCCUGAUUGUAUAUUUUCUAAUCUCUUGCAUGAGAUCUUGCGUGUAUUGAGCUUCAUGAACUAAACUCAGAUAUGAUAGGUCUGUCUGUUUUUGCAAGGCUCUGCAACGGAGGUUCAGAAUACCAGGCUCUGUUGCAUGUGCUUCAUGUUUUAUGUCAGGCUUAUGUCAACUCAUAUCGGUUUUAGCAAAUGGCGUAAAGCCGUUCGCUCUUAAGUUGGCUUGCUUGCACCAAAUGGGAGGACUUUUGGUUUAGUUGAACCUGGCUUUGCCAUUAUUGACCUCCUCGAAAUUUGCGCUGGUCCAUUGUACAUUGCCUGCAUUAGAAUCAGCUCGUAAUGGUCCUUAUAUUUGCUGGUUGUUACCGACAUCUGUAGGCCCUUGCUGUUGUGUUGGACGGCAUCAUUUUGAGUCGCCCUUUUAAGGUAAAUGGAAGCUCACAAAAGAUAAGCUCUUCCUAUGUCUGUAUUUCUUCCCUCUGGUGAAGACUUAUUGUUAUUAUGUGCUGACCCAGCUACACAGCCGACCGCAGUACCUCACGAUUGUUUACCACAAGCACUUACCGCAUCUCAUCUAGCCGCCCGCUUGGGAACGACGUGGUUAACAUGUAUGUCUUUGUAUGUGUUGAUCUGAUGCAGUCUCUCUCUCUCUCUCUCUCUCUCUCUCUCUCUCUCUUGGUCUUUCAAUCUUCUGCUAAUGUUUUCCCUAUGUUUUUUUUGUCUCCAUCUUAGUAUGUCACUGUCUCUCUGUAUCCCUCUUGGGAUUCACACAUGUUAAACUCGUGUGUCGUUGGAUUUAAGGGUUGUGGAUAUAAACAUGGGUGUGUGGACUGUACUAAAUAGUGAAUGUUGUGAUCUCUGAUCCCUAAUAACUUCAAUCUUAUAUUUAUUGAAUUUGAGACGAAGAAAAAGUGUCUAGUCAUCCAGGGCUACCUAACGAAUCCUAAAGGUAGCUGUUUGAUGUUUUUUUUAAUUUUUUUUAUAGAAAGUAGAUAUUGUUCCUUGGAGUAGCCUUUGUUUUCCUCUUGACCAUCUGUUACCUUACGUUGUGUGUCCUUAACAGAUGCCCCCCUUAUUUUUGUCUAUCAAUGAAAUACAAUUAAAAAAAUGGGAUUUUAUUAGGAUUUUAAAAGAAUAAUAUAUUCAGGCUAAAUACUUGACUUAUUUGGAAGAUGAACCACUAUUGAGACUUUCUGAAUCAAAUUGUAUUUGCACUGAUUGGUGGCCAAUGUUGGGUUUUCUGGGAUGUUCAAAACAAAAAAUCACUCAGAGGAAAAUAUGAUUCAGCAACAGGGUAACAUAUAUUAAACCAGCUACUGAAACAUUAAUGAAAAUACAAAAACAAAGAUAUGUAUAGACACAAUCUUUUUAACAGAGUUAACAAGAUGAAAAUACAAUAUUCUGCUUAGUGUCUCAUUGGGAGGAUCCAUUGAAACAGCCCAAAUUCCUUUUUGCUGUGUUCUGCCCAGACAUUGUGCUGUUGACUGCAAUUUACCCUUGCGUCUUUUCCCUAUAUUUUUUGGGCCAUGCCACAGCCUGACAAGCAGGUUACAUUUGCAAAGGCCAAGCCAAACCGUGAUUUGCAGUGCCCUACCCUGAGUAUGGUAUGAUGAAGUCAACAGCAAGCCAAUUGUGUUGAUGAAUAGCGUAUAGCAUGGAGGGUGGGGGUGAGGGGUGCGGGGCAAGAAUAACAGCUGAGACAUUUGGACUGUUUUAAUGGUCUCCUUUGUGCUCCACUCUGGCGGUUGAACGUGAAUUAAAGAAAUUACAGCAGUGGCACAACAAAAACAAAAUGUCAACAAAAAAAUACCAACCAAGAUGGGCAACAAAGACAAGCUCCACAGUUGAGCUGCCCAGCAAACCUUUUAAUUCACUGAUAAGCUCACCAUUUUGCCUUACGAACUGAGCUCUACCCCAGCUUGCUUUGAGAUUGGUCGCAGGACCCAAGCUUUUGAGACGUGACCCCACUCACCAAGUUGGCCAUUUCUAUGUCGACUGUACCUAUGUCAUAAGCUACAGCUUAGCUAUAAGCUAGAGCGCAAUGCGUGCACACUUCACCCAGUGAGAGAUUGUUUUGAUUGUCUCUUUAAAAAAAAAAAUGUAUUUGCUUUUUUGAUGAUGAUGAUGACGAUGAUGAGUAUAGCUGUGAUAUGAUGAUGUAAAAUUAUUCCACAUAAAAAAAUGCUCAUGUUAGUAUUAAUAUUGCACAUCGCAGAAGACUAAAGAAAAAAUGUACUCCCCUAUCCCCCAGUGUGUAGGUUUGUGUAAUGCAGCAGUAAUGUCAGCCAGCCUUUCUCCACCUGCUUCCUUAUGAUUGUCUGUGGUUGAAUUUUACACAACGGCUUGGUAAUUGUAUAUUUUGUAUUACGUAUUUAAUUCCAAAGAGAGGAAAAAUAAUGAUCUUUCCCCCGUUUCCUCGUGUCUUUCUUUCAGUGCCCCAGCAAUGACCAUCUGUUUGGAGUCAGCUGAACAAAUUGCAUUCCUUGCUGUGUGAAUUGUUGCUUCUCUCCGUUUUGUUUUCUUCCCCACUUUUAUGUUCUUUUGAGCCCUUUUCUCUUUCCUUUUCUGUUGUUGAUCGGUUUGAAAAUGAGUUUCUAGUUUAGAAAACGUGUCACUAAAUAAAUGGGUUUCUGCCA